GUUAGGAACGCAGAAUAUUGUAUCAGUAGUUGAAUGAGAAAUUGUAUUUUGUAGGAGAUUAUUCGAGCGUGUGACUGAGAAGAAGAGCUGACGUCGUGUAAUGACACCGUGAUGACGCUGCGCAGGAAAAUAGAAAGUUCCGUCCGGCGCUUUAAAUCAAACGUCCACUGCCGUUGUCCCUCCUGAUUUUCUAGCCAAGAUGCUGUCGACGAGCGUCUUUCAGGGUACACUGGAGGUCUGGGGCUAGACGCGUAGUAGAAGUCAUGGUGGUAAACAGGCAAAGUUGAUGUUGCGCUUGGAGAUCCUCGCCGACACUAUCCAUGAGGGCCCGACGUCACCGGAGCGCCCAGGAUGCGUCUGCCACCCUUAAUUGCGUGCGGACAACUCCGACUGUGGGCGAAAUUCGAAUCAACGACCGGACUAAAACUAUUACCUUCUCUCUUCCAUGGAUCCUGGACUGUGGUGCGUGGCGAACUUGGUCGUUAUUUCCUUCAUCUUACCUUUACUUUAGGCAAAGAAUAUGGACACAAAUCAUUUCCUUAUCAUUGCCCCCAAUACCUCCAGAUGCCAGGUCGGCGCUCACAGCGAGGACAUUCUUUAUGAUACUCCUCCCGCCUUUCCUUUCAUAUUAUCUCGCAGCGCGUCUCGCGAUAACCGGUCGAGCAAUAUUAACUCGAAUUGCCUUUCUUCCGAUAGCGAUCUAUACCACGUAUAAAUGCGCCACAUCGCUCGACCUCGCCCCGGGAACAGAGAACGUGAAGAACAGGUACUUUAACGAUGUUCUAGUCCUCUCCAUGACUUUAUGCUCCUCACGGAUCAUCACUUGGACCUUCACACCAAUACCACCACGUCGACUAGAUCCAUCUCUACCAUUGUCGCCUCUUCAACUCUGCCUGAGCCUCCGGGGAUACGGCUGGAACUGGGGCUUACCGCAAAGCCGCGCACCGCGAGAAUGGCGCCCAACGGAUUCCACCAUGCACUUCGUUAUCGCUACAGUGUUGUCUGUUCUCUUCCAUAUCAUCUUCUUCGACACUGUACAUAUAAUCACCGGAUGCAUCGCCCCAGGAACAUGGCAGUCUCCCUGGGGUGCUCCCAUCCUCCCGCCUUCCGGCUACCCAAACCUCAAGACCACUUGUAUCUCGUUCCUCUCGUUCUUCCUCAUCUACAGCUCCGUCCAGAUCAUCUAUGACGUCUCCACCCUCGUCGGUGUCGCCCUCUUCCAGCAACCGCUCAGCGAAUGGCCGCCUCUCUACGAUAAUAUCCUACUCUCAACAUCCCUAGCCCAGUUUUGGGGCCACAGAUACCACCAGAUCUUUCGGCAGACUUUUUCUGGACCCUUGUUGCUCUUACCCCUGCCCGAGUUUGUGCAGCUGUUUGGAGCCUUCCUGAUAUCGGGCGUAUUCCAUUGCUUUGGGGUGUGGGGAUAUGGUAACGGCGCACAUUGGUGGCCAAUGGGAGGGUUCUUCGCGGUUAAUGCGUUAGGUAUCGGGCUGGAGAGGGCAUGGUCGUACGUCUUUGGGAGGAAGGUCGGUGGGGUGGCCGGAAUGAUGUGGACAGUCCUGUGGUUGGCUGGUUGGGGGAAUUGGUUAUUCGAUGAGUACUCGAGGAGGGGUAUGAUCUAUCAAAAGAUCUUGUUACAUUUUUAUUCAUAAUACAUUGUAUAUUUUAUAGACCAAGUAAUUUGAAUCGAUGAUUGCACUUAAAGCACU
This is a messenger RNA of Desarmillaria tabescens, 1709 nucleotides long. RefSeq lists its product as uncharacterized. Bases 321 to 1652 code for a protein of 443 amino acids. NCBI's taxonomy places the organism in Eukaryota, Fungi, Basidiomycota, Agaricomycetes, Agaricales, Physalacriaceae. The record is from RefSeq and is a predicted model, not a curated record. The transcript is spliced from 4 exons. Gene Ontology annotation, biological process: lipid metabolic process.